Messenger RNA from Ornithodoros turicata, 1940 nucleotides. RefSeq names its product GPI-anchor transamidase-like. Gene Ontology annotation, molecular function: GPI-anchor transamidase activity. The coding region runs from base 48 to 1106 and encodes 352 amino acids. The record is from RefSeq and is a predicted model, not a curated record. Lineage: Eukaryota; Metazoa; Arthropoda; Arachnida; Ixodida; Argasidae. Gene Ontology annotation, cellular component: GPI-anchor transamidase complex. The transcript is spliced from 9 exons. Gene Ontology annotation, biological process: attachment of GPI anchor to protein; proteolysis.
UGCUCUCGUGAAAUUGCUCAUUCCCAACGGCAGCGGCAGCAAGAACGAUGUCUGCCAAGUUUUGUUUACUCAGUCCCUUUCUGCUAAUAUGUUUUUCUUCAUUUCUAACGCCCUCGUGUUGCAAGACUCAAGUAGACGCCAAGCUUAAUGAAUUUUUCAAGUCGGGCCACACGAAUAACUGGGCUGUUCUCGUAUGUGCAUCCCGGUUUUGGUUCAACUACCGACAUGUGGCGAAUGUAUUAUCCAUAUACAGAAGUGUCAAAAGGCUCGGAAUCCCGGACAGUCAAAUAAUCCUGAUGAUCGCUGACGAUAUGCCGUGCAACGCCAGGAAUCCAAAUCCAGCUACCGUUUUCAACAAUGCCCAUCAUCAUAUCAACGUGUACGGCGACGACGUAGAAGUGGACUACAGAGGAUACGACGUCACUGUGGAGAACUUCAUCCGCAUCCUGACAGGGAGGUUGCCAGCAAACACGCCACGGUCCAAGCGUCUUCUCACAGAUGAGCACAGCAACAUCUUGAUUUAUAUGACAGGACAUGGCGGGGAUGGAUUUCUCAAGUUUCAGGAUGCAGAAGAAAUCACGAAUGUUGAGCUGGCAGAUGCCUUUGAACAGAUGUGGCAAAAGAGGAGAUACCACGAAGUCUUCUUCAUGAUCGACACAUGCCAAGCAGAAUCAAUGUUUAAAUGGUUUUAUUCACCAAAUAUCCUAGCUGUGGCCAGCAGCAAAGUUGGCGAAGACUCCUUGUCGCACCACGGCGAUCCCACCAUUGGAGUGUACGUCAUAGAUCGGUACACUUAUUAUGCGCUGGAGUUUCUGGAAAAGGUGACACCCAACAGCACCCAGACUAUGGGACAAUUUCUACGUGUGUGCCCCAAAAGUGUGUGCAUAUCAACUGUGACGUCACGGAGAGACCUCUUCCUCCGGAAUGUUGAUGAAGUGCCAUUGACAGACUUCUUUGGCAGUGUCCGCAACGUUGAGCUCAGCAGAAGCAAAGUCAGUCUUCCUCCAUUUUCUCCUGAAUCAAUUCCAUUAACGACUACUGGUUCCACGCAGCAUAAAGCUACACAGAAGGUCUGGCACAGAGAGGCACAAUUUCCAUCAUCGUGAUACCCUGAGACUGUGUUGUGUUAGUUACAAUUUAGUUGCUUUUCAGACACGUCUUUUUUUUUGUGUGUGUGUGUGGUGUAAAUAAUGGUAGAAAAUUGUGAUGGUGUGAAUGAGUGUCAUCAAGAAUUCUGUGGUUCACCAUGGACAAUUGUUGAACAGGGAUUGUGCUCCAAACGAGCUUGCAAGACUUUAAUCUGGUCAGCCAUGAUCUUGAAUUAGUUGGAAAUUGCCCUGCUUACUACAGCAGCGUGUGUAUGCAUUACAUCUGAUCUGCAUGUGUUGCCUUUGCCUGGUUGGCGAUCAUGAUGGAUGUGAUGAACAGCCCCAAAACAGCCGACAUGGUCUUUGUGUAAUGUUAUUGUGGACCACGUUCUCUGACACGCUAAUUUCUGCAACAUCACAGGUUGUGCCCUUCAGUAGAAUAUAGAGAGGGAGAACCAGCAUAAAACCCUUAUUGUAUUGCAAAAUUUAUGAAUUUUCAGAGCACAAGACAAUGUCAAGCAAGAUUUGGCACUUGGAAAAAUAUGUUUCACAAAUAACGAAUAAGAGUGAAUAAGAAUAAAGUCGUGAAUAAGAGUCAAAAUGCAAGCUAACUGGUGAUACAGUUGUGUACUGUCCAGACAUUUGGACGAAUGUAACAAUUGCCAGGCUGACUUUCAGUUGACGUCUGUGCUAAGGAAAGAUAGAAACUGGGCCAGAAGGCUCCCCUUGGAAUUGGUGGAGAUUAGGAGUAGAGGGAAUUGUGUUAGCUAUCCCUCCCUCUUGCCCCCCUCUCUAUGUCAAACUUUCUCCGAUUGAAAGGUUCUGGCUGCGGAUAAACCUGCUAAUGUGUUC